CAUCCCUAUUAAUUAAUCGAGUAUUCGGGUAUUUUUGGUUUUGGUAAGACGCUGAAUUUGAUCGAAAAAUACAUUAAUUUAAUAAAAUUUAAUUAACGUUUUUGAUAAUACGACAUGGCGUCGUUGGAUCUACUAACACCACAUUUAUCCAAAAUUAAAAUACCCACCUCGCAACAACUGAUCUACAAAGAUGAGUGUGUGUAUUCUUUUGACAAUCCGGAAUCUGACACGGGCUUGUAUGUGUCGCUCGUGAGCUACCUCGGCUUUGGUCGCAACUACGUCGAGCAGUAUUUCCAGAAGACAGGCAACAAUGUCUUCCUUCACAUCAAGAGGGAAAAGAUACCCGUCCCAGAACCAGAGAAGACCGGUGAUGGUCCAGAGAAGAAGAUCACUCGGUUAGCGAUAGGCGUUGAAGGCGGGUUCGAUCCCGCGUGUGGCAAACCGAAGUUCACAUACACUGACCACUACAACGUUGUGGUGCUGCCUGGCUUCCAUACUUUCCCGUGGCCAAACCCUGCCCUGCCUGAAAUUGUAAACAAAGCCGUCCAAGCAGUGAUAGACGCGGAGUCCCCCUUCAAGAUCGCAGAGCUGGCCGCCAUGCAGGGUACCUGGGACGGAGAGAAGCGUGAAGUCUCUGUGCAUGCUGUGAACUUGAAGCAGCUAGACAAUGGUGUGAAGAUCCCUCCAUCAGGCUGGAAGUGCGACAAGUGUGACCUCACCACCAACCUCUGGCUGAACCUGACGGACGGCUCCGUGCUCUGCGGCCGCAAGUUCUUCGAUGGUUCCGGGGGAAAUGAUCACGCUGUGGAACACUAUCGGGAGACGGGCUUCCCUCUAGCCGUGAAACUAGGCACCAUCACCGCUGAUGGCAAGGGUGAUGUCUUCUCCUACGCUGAGGAUGACAUGGUCGAGGACCCCUUCCUGGCCGACCAUCUAAAACAUUUUGGUAUCAAUGUGCAACAAUUGCAAAAGACGGACAAAUCAAUGAUCGAGUUAGAGCUGGAGCUGAACCAGCGCAGUGGGGAGUGGAACACCUUGCAGGAGUCGGGCAGUGAACUCAGGCCUCUGUGUGGGCCCGCACUCACGGGACUUAACAACCUUGGCAACACUUGCUAUAUCAACAGUGUUGUACAGGUAUUGUUCCGCAUGCCUGACUUCGUGCGUCGGUUCGUCGAUGGAGCACCAGAGAUCUUCUCCACCUUCCCAGAGGACCCAGUCAAUGACUUCAAUGUGCAAACUGCGAAAUUGGGCGUGGGCCUAGUAUCGGGUCGCUACUCGUUCCCGAGCUCGGAGGGCGGGUUCCAGGCGGGUGUGUCCCCCCACAUGUACCGCAACCUGGUCGGGAAGGACCAUCCCGAAUUCAUGAGCAAGAGGCAGCAGGAUGCUCAUGAGUUCUAUCUGCAUCUACUGUCGCUCUUACAGCGCCACAGCCGGCACGCGUGGAACCCGGCGGAGUGCCUGCGGUUCAGCGUGGAGGAGCGCGUGCAGUGCGCGGCGUCGCGCGGCGUGCGCUACACGCGGCGCGCCGAGCACCACCUGCCGCUGCCCGUGCCGCUGCGCGCCGCCACCAACCUGCCGCAGCUGCACGACUACGACGCGCGCCGCGCCGCCGCCGACGCCAGCGGACAGCGACUGGACCCAUCAGAUAUAGUGCGGCCACACAUCCCAUUCCAAGCGUGUCUGGACAGCUUCAUGAAGGAGGAGACCGUCGAGCAGUUCUUCAGCAGUGCUGUCAACAAGAAGGUUACUGCUCACAAAAUCACUCGUCUUGCCACAUUCCCAGACUUCCUGUUGAUCCAGUUGAAGAAGUUUACUAUCAAGGAAGACUGGACGCCCGCCAAACUAGACGUCGCCGUCGAUAUGCCUUGGGAGGUGGACCUAAGCUGCCUGCGCGGUCGCGGCCUGCAGCCCGACGAGGUAUUGUUGCCCGACACCGCGCCCGAGACUCCGGCGCCCGUUUUCGACGAGGGAUUGCUCUCACAACUUUUAGACAUGGGCUUCCCUCUAGAGGCGUGUAAGAAGGCGUUAUACUACACAAACAACUGCGGUAUGGAGGCCGCCUCUAACUGGCUCAUGGAGCACAUGACUGACUGGGACUUUGCCAACAAGUUCGUUCCGCCCGGCGCUGCAGGUGCAGCGGAUAGUGGCGUGGCGAGUGUAGACGAGGCGAGCGUGGAGCAGAUAAUGGGCAUGGGCUUCACCCGCGCGCAGGCGGCGCGCGCGCUGGCCGCCACGCAGGGCGACGUGGCGCGCGCCCUCGACUGGAUCUUUAGCCGGGUCGAUGAACUCGACGCCGCAGAGGCCGAGGUGCCCGCCCAUCCUGAUGCGGACCGCACCCUCGGCUGCAGGGACGGACCCGAGAAAUACAGAUUGGUGGCGUUCAUCUCUCACAUGGGCACGUCCUCCAUGGUGGGGCACUAUGUGUGCCACGUGCUGCACGAGGGACGAUGGGUCAUAUUCAAUGAUAACAAGGUGGCGCUAUCAGAAAAUCCGCCUAAAGAUCUCGGCUACCUGUACCUAUACGAAAGGCUGUGAUCAUCAUGUUAGAACUGACUUGUUUGUACCAAAAAUCGCUGGCACGGUUGUAUGGGAUACGAAUAUCUGUGUUAGACUGCGUUUGUAUUAUGUAAACAUUAAGAGAUUUUAAUAAAAACAACUUUUAGGCGAUAUUUAUUUUAUAGAAAAAUAAAAAACAAAUUGUUAAGAAAUUUAAUUAGGUUAAUAAAAUUUUUAUCUAAUUAUUUUGCAUAGAAAAUGCUUUGUGUUGCAAUUUAACGUAAGAUUUUUUAUCUGUUUUGUAGUUUGACAGUUAAGAUGUAGUUAAUGAAUUAGAUAAUGCAUAAUCCUUGAAAGCAGGAAGGACAGCAGUAUUUCAAGUGUGUAUAUUACACAAGGAAUCUCGGGCUCUUUUAAAUAAUAUACAUUUGUAAACAAUUAUGUCAUAUAUUAUAUGCUGUAUAUUAUUUUCCUGGUAUAUAUUGUACAAUAUUUUAGAACUGUACUAGAAGUACAAUUUUUUAGUAACUUACUGCCGUACCAUAUUAAUAAAUGCAUUUAUUGAAGAAGCAGCUUACUGUUGAAUUAUUUAACUGUAAAAUAUCAGUAAACAUCACUAUAAACAACGAAAACUGAAAAUAAAUUAUGAAUGAAACUG
Spodoptera exigua (beet armyworm) is the source of this 3154-nucleotide messenger RNA. The record is from the annotation of a GenBank genome assembly. Lineage: Eukaryota; Metazoa; Arthropoda; Insecta; Lepidoptera; Noctuidae.